UUUAUUUAAAAACUUUCAUGGUCUUUUGGAUAUUUGUCUGCAUUCACUCGUAGCAAAGCCCUAAAACAGGAUCGAAUCUCCCAAGUGCCAAAGUAGCAGGAUUACCAACCAUGAUGAUGAUGGAGAAGCUUUUCUGUCCCUUACUUGGUUCCCUCUCAUUCACUUCUACUGCCAGGUCAGGAAAAUUUACCUUAAUUGUUUUCAAGAAAUUCUUCAGUCAAGUUAUCACGGCUGAUGGCAUCGCACUUAUGCAAAACCCCAUCGCACGGUUUGACGCCUCCAAACUUAACAUCUCUCCGGCCGAUAUCGAGCGUAUGUUCAAAUCCUUCCCAGGUUUGCAGAAACUCAAAUACCUGGAAAAGGUGGAGCAAUUUGUUUGUGUGUUGGAAAGUAAUGGCUGCAAACCAGACCAAAUCGCAAAAAUAAUUAUGGGCUCUCCCAAAAUUGUGACGAUUGGUGUAGAAAAGAUGCAACCCAAGCUCCAACUACUGAAAGAGUCGGGGAUUGAGGGGCCAAAUUUGGCAAGGGUUUUGACAUGCAAGCCGCAGUUGUUGGCCACAAGCCUCAACCGCGAGCUUCUUCCUAAAAUUAAGCUUCUUAAAACUACGUUUGUAUCUCACGAUCUGUUCAUCAAGGCCGUCGUAAGAACCCCCUCAAUUCUUACGUAUAAUCUGGAGAAAGCCAUGAAACCCUCACUUGCCUUUUUCGAGGGACAUGGUCUUCGUGGUAUGGAACUGGCCACAUUCUUAUAUUCGAGACUGAGCCUUCUGCGAAUCUCUUCUUUCACGCCUGCCCAAAUUGAGCUCAUUGGCAAGACGGGCGUCCCUAAAGAAAGCAGAAUGUACAAAUACAUUUUGGACGUCGUGGCCACUUACCGAUUGGAAUCAUUAGAGUCUAAAAUGCACAACCUUCAACUUUGUGGCCUCUCGUCUGAGGAAACUAUGGAAUUAUUUAGGAAUAGUCCCUUGGUCCUUCAUUACUCCACAGACAAGGUCAGGCAGACAAUGCAGUUUCUUAUCAAUGACGUGGGACUCCCUGCAAAUUCCGUGGUCAAGCGGCCUCACCUCUUAGGAAAGAAUUUGGAAAAGGUAAUAAAGCCCAGGUUUCUGGUUUUGCAAGAAAUCAAAUCCUUGAAUGGGCUUGGGAAUUUUGAUGCCAAACAGUUUUCUUCGAUUAUCACUAUGCCCGAGGCAAAGUUUCUUAGCAAGAUUGUGGAAGGACAUCCUCAAUCCACGACACUUUAUGGAGUUUAUGAAAAGGCCAUAUCUAAUGUCUCAAGUUGCACAAAGAUCGCAAGGAAAAUCAAUUUUUAUUGAGCCUUUGAUCUUUCGAUUUUGAGCUGUUGAGACUCACGGUAUAAAAACCAUCACACACAUGUUAGUUGCUGAUAUUCAAAGAAUGGCUUGGAACGACGCAAAAUUAAUAGGAAUCAUGUUUGCAGUACUUCAGACUUCAGAGAAAGGAGGCCUUUGUGCACACAGGUGGCAAUACAGCUUGACUUGGUUCUUUGCAGGGACCUACAAAAAUUCCUGCGCUGAAACAGCAUCGAUUUUCUGGUUUCUAAGUGUUAAUACUCUUCAGCCGCAGCGUGUAGUCUGUCAAGCUGUGAGAUGACCAUGUUUUGGAAAUUUCUUCACAACAGGAUGACCAAUCUUUGGCAGGAAUUUUUUUUGACAGAGCUAUGGAUGCAGCUAAACUUUUCGGGUGGAUGGCUAAGGUUUCUUUCUGUUGUCCUUUGGUUUGUCAGAGGAUAGUGCAUUUUUCUGGAACAAGUGUCAGUGGUUUUAUCAUUUUAUGCAAGCUCUGGUCUAAUUUUAUGUCCUUGGGAGCCCUCCUUUGAUCCUAUUCAUGUUUCUUUCUCAAAGAUGCCUUUUUGGAUUCUAUUUUACAAACUACCCUUCAUCUGUAGAAUGGCCAAAAUGACACCCCUGCUGUCUGAAAAGAUUAGAACACUUCCUGUAGCAGGUUUGCUAGAGCCUGUGUGUGUGUGGACCUUACUACACUGGUUCUCUGCAUCUUCAACAAUCUUUCCCUGUGCUCCAUGGAGACAAUGAAAGCAUUUGAAUUUUGUUAAUUUGUUUGUUGAUUCCUGUGUGAAAUCUCAAUUCAAGUCUGAUGUUGUGUAUUGAGUUUUUACAAUGUUUAUGAUGAAUGCUUUGUCAAUGUUAUGAUAUGUAUAUUUGAAAUUUCUCUAUAUUUUUAAAAAUUCCCCUAUUUUUUUUAAUAGCCGCAGCCUGCCGUCCCCAAAAAUAU
Cryptomeria japonica (Japanese cedar) is the source of this 2253-nucleotide messenger RNA. RefSeq names its product transcription termination factor MTERF5, chloroplastic. Bases 111 to 1316 code for a protein of 401 amino acids. Gene Ontology annotation, cellular component: chloroplast. NCBI's taxonomy places the organism in Eukaryota, Viridiplantae, Streptophyta, Pinopsida, Cupressales, Cupressaceae. The transcript is spliced from 2 exons. Gene Ontology annotation, molecular function: double-stranded DNA binding. The record is from RefSeq and is a predicted model, not a curated record. Gene Ontology annotation, biological process: chloroplast organization; regulation of DNA-templated transcription.